Messenger RNA from Lemur catta (Ring-tailed lemur), 5800 nucleotides. RefSeq names its product microtubule associated protein 1S (gene MAP1S). Bases 10 to 3168 code for a protein of 1052 amino acids. The record is from RefSeq and is a predicted model, not a curated record. NCBI's taxonomy places the organism in Eukaryota, Metazoa, Chordata, Mammalia, Primates, Lemuridae. Gene Ontology annotation, biological process: axonogenesis; regulation of microtubule depolymerization; microtubule cytoskeleton organization. Gene Ontology annotation, cellular component: cytosol; microtubule; dendrite. Gene Ontology annotation, molecular function: microtubule binding; actin binding. The transcript is spliced from 9 exons.
GGCGCAAAGAUGGCGGCGGUGGCGGCGGCGUCAAGCUCGCUGCUGCUUGUGGUGGGCGGCGAGUGCGGGUGCCCCGGGCUCCUCGCCUACGUCCUGGAGGAGCUCGAACGAGGUGUCCGGUCCUGGGAUGUUGAUCCUGGUGUCUGCAGCCUUGAUGAACAGCUCAAGGUCUUUGUGUCACGCCACUCGGCCACCUUCUCCAGCAUCGUGAAAGGCCAGCGGAGCCUGCAUCACCGCGGAGACACCGUGGAGACCCUGGUCCUCCUGAACCCAUCAGACAAGUCCCUAUGUGACGAGCUUCGGAACCUUCUGUUGGACCCCGCCCCUCAUAAGCUGCUGGUGCUGGCUGGGCCCUGCCUGGAAGAGACAGGGGAGCUGCUGCUGCAGACAGGGGGCUUCUCACCCCACCACUUCCUCCAGGUCCUGGGGGACAGAGAGAUCCAGAACAUCCUAGCCUCCAGGCCCCCUCCGGCAUGCCUGCCCGCACUCACCAUCACCUGCCCAACCUUUGGAGACUGGGCCCAGCUGGCGCCUGACCUGCCCAGCCUGCAGGGUGCACUCCGGCUGCAGCUGCGGCUGAACCCACCAGCACAGCUGCCGGCCUCUGAGGGCCUGCGUGAGUUCCUGGAGUACGUGGCGGAAUCUCUGGAGCUGCCGUCCCCCUUUGAGCUGCUGGAGCCGCCGUCCUCUGGGGGCUUCCUCAGGCUGGCCCAGCCGUGCUGCUACAUCUUCCCUGGGGGCCUCGGGGAUGCCGCCUUCUUCGCUGUCAAUGGCUUCACGAUGCUUGUCAACGGUGGCUCUAACCCCAAGUCCAGCUUCUGGAAGCUGGUGCGGCACCUGGACCGGGUGGAUGCGGUUUUGGUGACCCACGCCGGCGCCGACAGCCUGCCCGGCCUCAACAGCUUACUGCGACGCAAGCUGGCAGAGCGCCAAGAGGUGGCAGCCGGCGGGGGCUCCUGGAACGACCGGCUGCGCAGGCUCAUCUCCCCCAACCUGGGGGUCGUGUUCCUCAACGCCCGGGAGGCCGCCGUGCGCCUGGUGCGUGGCGAGGACGAGGCAGAGCUGGCGCUGAGCCUCCUGACCCAGCUGGGCAUCGCACCCCUGUCUCUGAGCCGUGGCCCUCCGCCAGCCCAGCCCACCGUGCUCUUCCAGAAGAUGGGUGUGGGCCGGCUGGACAUGUACGUGCUGUACCCGCCGUCCGCCGGCGCCGAGCGCUCGCCGGCCUCCGUGUGUGCCCUGCUGGUGUGGCACCCCGUGGGGCCCACUGAGAAGGUGGUGCGCGUCCUGUUCCCGGGGUGCACGCCGCCGGCCCGCCUCCUGGACAGCCUGGUCCGCCUACAGCACUUGGGGUUCUUACGCGAGCCCAUGGUGACACCCCAGGACCUAGAGGGCCCACGGCGAGCAGAGAGCAAAGAGAGUGUGGGCUCUCGAGACAGCUUAAAGAGAGAGGGCCGGGCCCCCGUCCCCGCCAGGCCCAGCCAGGACCACCCCGGGGGCGCCCGCAAGGAGUCGGCACAGACUGAGGCCCUGGGCAGAACUGAGAAAGAAGCCAGGCUGUCCCGGGAGGUGAAGAAGAACCCCAAGCCCAGUGCCCCCCGGACCCAGCCUUCGGAGGCGCGCCGGGCAGCCUCUGCUGCCCCCAGCCUCAAGACGGCAGGCACCCAGGCAGCCCCCAAGCCCCGCAGGGCGGCCAGGUCGGGCGUCCUACCUGUGGAGAAUGGGCCCCGCAGUCCCCCUGGCAUGGGCCAUGGAGAGGCCAGUCCCCCAACAGUCACAGCGACCUGCAGCUCCCGGGCCCCGCAGCUGGUGGCCAUGCCCAGCCUGGAGCUGGGGCUGAACCUGGGCGGGGAGGAGAAAGCGAUGGAGCUGCUGUUGGCUGCCAGCGGCCCCCGGCCGCACACACCCUCCCCUGAGACUCUCAAGAGCCCUGCAGAGGGGAGUGGACGGCUGUCCCUUAGUCCACUGCGGGCGGGAGAGGCCGUGCCUGACGCCUCGCCCACAGCGACCACACCUACACUGACUACACCUUCACUGCCGGCAGAGGUGGGCUCCCCGCACUCCACAGAGGUGGACGAGUCCCUGUCUGUGUCUUUUGAGCAAGUGCUGCCGCCACCUGCCUCCACGAGCGAGGCCGGGCUGAGCCUCCCUCUGCGCAGUCCCCGGGCACAGCGCUCAGCCUCCCCACACGAUGUGGACCUGUGCCUGGUGUCACCUUGUGAGUUUGAGCACCGAAAGUCCGUGCCUAUGGCGCUGGCAGCUGCAUCUCCCGGCAGCUCCAAUGACAGCAGUGCCCGGUCACAGGAGCGGGCAGGUGGGCCAGGGGCUGAGGAGACUCCACCUACAUCUGUCAGCGAGUCCCUGCCCACCCUGUCUGACUCGGACCCCCUGCCCGCUACCCCUGGUGCUGGGGACUCGGAUGACAACACAGAGGGCUUCGGAGUUCCAGGCCACGACCCUCUGCCUGACCCCCUAAAAGUCCCCCCACCACUACCUGACCGACCCGGCAUCUGCAUGGUAGACCCUGAGAUGAUGCCCCCCAAGUCCACCCGGCAGACGGAGAACCCUGGUUGCACACGGAAGCCCCUGGCCCGGCCCAGCUCAGGCACUGUGGCCCCCAAAGCUGCUCCAGUGGCUGCUGCCAAAACCAAGGGACUUGCCGGUGGGGACCGGGCCAGCCGACCGCUGAGUGCUCGGAGUGAGCCCAGUGACAAGGGAGGCCGAGCACCCCUGUCCAGAAAGCCCUCGGUCCCCAAGACUGCCACUCGAGGCUUGUCAGGGUCAGCUGGCAGCCGGCCAGGUGCGUCAGCUGCCCCGCCCGGCUCCCCCAUCUACCUGGACCUGGCCUACCUGCCCGGUGGGAGCAGCGCCCGCCUGGUGGACAAGGAGUUCUUCCGGAGGGUGCGCGCACUCUGCUACGUCAUCAGCGGCCAGGACCGGCACAAGGAGGAGAGCAUGCGGGCCAUCCUGGAUGCGCUGCUGGCCAGCAAGCAGCAGUGGGACCGCGACCUCCAGGUGACCCUGAUUCCCACCUUUGACUCAGUGGCCAUGCACAGGUGGUACGAGGAGACACGCGCCCGGCACCAGGCGCUGGGCAUCACAGUGCUGGGCAGCAACAGCAUGGUGUCCAUGCAGGACGAAGCCUUCCCGGCCUGCAAGGUGGAGUUCUAGCCGUGCCCCCAGCACCGCCUCUGCCCCGACAUUCCCUGCACCAAGAGUAAACCAAGCCCUCUGCCUGGCUGUGGCCUCCAUUCCAUCGGCCAACAGGAGACUCACCAUGCGGGCCUCAGUCCUGGGGGAGCAGCUUCUGUCCCGUGGACUCCCCAGUGACCCCAUAGGUAUGAUUAAGUGAAAGAGCUGAAGAUGAGAUAAUCCUGGAUUAUCCAGGGUGGCCCAGAAUCCAAUGACAUGUGUUCCUGUGAAAGAAAAGGAGACCAUUGAAGACAGAGGCAGAGAUUGGAGUGAUUUGGCCACAUGCCAGGGAAUUCCUGGAGCUAUCAGAAACUGGAAAGAGACAAGGAAGGACCUUCCCCUGGAGCCUCCUGAAGAGGCUGGGAAGUCCAAUAUCAAGCUGCUGGCUGACUUGGGUUCAGGUGAGGACUCUCCUUCUGGCUUGCAGAUGGCCACCUUCUUCCUGUGUCUUCCCGUGACUGGAAGCGGGGCAGAGAGACAGGGAAAGACGGUGUGCAAGCUCUGCGGAGUCCCAUCACCACCCCACCCUCACAGCCUCGUCUAACUCUAAGCACCGCCCGAGGUCCCUGUCUGCAAAUACAAUCCCAUUGCAGGUCAGGGCUUCACACAGGAAUUUGGGGGGCACAUAGCAUUCAAUCCAUAACAGUUGGGGUUCAGAGUCCGAGGGCAACUGGCCAGCGUGGAAACCUCCACAAAUGAUUAGUUACAGACACUCUGAGUGGGAACCGGUCUCUGAUCAACUUCGUGGGAUCUUCGUGGGAUGUUGGGUCUUAAUGGCCACAAGACAGGCCAUCGGGAAAGGUAGAUGGGACAGGAGCUGUGCCCGUGCCCACCACCUCCUGUUGGAUGCCUGAGCAGCUCAACUCGUCACUGAGUUCAGCUGGCUGCCACCCCGCUCCACACCUUCCCAGCAAAAACUUACAGGGACAAGAGCCCCCGGAGACAGGGCUCUGCCUAGACCAGUUGACACAGCAGCACAAAGCCAGUCCUGCUCAGUCUCCUGUUGCCUGGGACAUAGGUUAUGACCCUUUCCCAGUUGUUACCAGGUAAGGAUGGACUUCUGGGGACACCAUUUCUAUGUGAGGCCAACUCAUCCCGAUUUUUCAUUUGGCUAAACUGUUAAGUGACAUCUGCCUCUUUUUCAUUAAGGUACAGUGUCUCACUCUGUUGCCCCAGGCAGAGUGCCCCAGGAGGCUUCACCGUAGCUCCCAGCAACCUCAAACUCCUGGCCUCAAGUGAUCCUCCUGCCUUGGCCGCCCUUGGGAUUACAGGCAUGAGCCAGUGCACCCAGCCUGUUGGCCCCUUUCCUGCAAGCCAGGAGAGGGCCCUCACCAGAACCCAGCUGUGCUGGCGCCCUGGUCUCAAGUUCCAGCCUCCAAAUGCAUGUGAAAAUAAAUUCUCUUGUUUAAGCCACCCAGUCUCUCGGACUUUGUUGUGGCAGCAGAGCUGGCCAAUAGUUAUGUUUUUGGUGUAUAUAUAAGGACUGUCAAAUCAGAGCUUUUAAUUCACCAAGAAGAGAAAACAGUCCCAAACUUGUAUGUACCUAAUAACAGCCUCAAAAUAUAUAAAGUUAAGAACCACUGCAGGGGAUCACAAAUUUAUCUUUGUUUUAGAUCUGUCACUAGAUUUUUCUAACACUGAUGUAGCCUUAUAUUCCUAGAAAGAACCCCACUUUGUCUGAUUUUAUUUCCAUCUUAAUAAGCCGUAUGGUCUGGGCUUUUGCCCUCCGUGUUUGGUGACUAUUAUCCUACCCCUUAGGUUUCUGAUGUUGCUGUGUACCUCACUGCUCUCACUCAGCAGCCCAGUGUGACAGCUUCCCCCACCUAGAAUGUCACAGGUCCCGAUGGGGCAAGGAGAUGUGGGAGUCAGGCACCACCCCGUAGAGGCUUCCUGGAAAAGUGACACACUUUCUGCUCUCAUUUCAUUGGCCAAAUCAGGUCACAUGACCCUAACUUCAGGAGCCGAAAGGUAUAUUCCUCCCUUAUACCUAGAAGGAGAACCAGAAGUAGUGGUGAAAAUCACUAAUGACCACUAACAGCUGUCCCCGAGAGAGAUCAUUUUGUCCUGGGCAAGAGUUGGCAAACUUUCUGUAAAUAACCAAAGAGCGGCAUUUUUGGUAUCACGUGCCAUGCCAUUGUGCCAUGCCAUUCUGAGACCACAGAACUAUGCUGGUGCAGCUGAAUCGGUCCAGUAUGCUGUAACUUACAUGUGUCACUAAUGAACUGUAACAAAAUGAUGAGUGUCUCAGUGCAAAGGACCUCCAGGUUGCAAGUCACAUAACCGGAGCACGCCCGGGUGAACCAAGCACGACAGUCAUGGCCCCGGAGAAAGUCAGCACAGAGGAAACUAAGUACCCUGGGCCAAGAAAGAGGAGCAGGGACUGGAUUAGGAAGCAAGGGGCGCCCUGUUUUGUUGUGGUCCAGACUUCAGAGCCAAGGACCCAUGAUCACUGCUUGCAUGACCCAGUCAGACCACACCUGGCCCUGUCUCCCCUCUCCCCGCUAGUUACCCUCUGCCUGUGAAACCUACCCCCAAACUCCACUGGGGGAGAUGUGAGUGUCACCUUCUGUCUCCUUGCCACUCAAAAUAAAUCUUUUUUCAUUUCUCAAAA